Pundamilia nyererei is the source of this 4946-nucleotide messenger RNA. RefSeq names its product SCO-spondin (gene sspo). The record is from RefSeq and is a predicted model, not a curated record. Gene Ontology annotation, molecular function: protein binding. Lineage: Eukaryota; Metazoa; Chordata; Actinopteri; Cichliformes; Cichlidae. The coding region runs from base 276 to 4670 and encodes 1464 amino acids. The transcript has 34 exons.
UCUGCCUCGAGGUGGGCUGCCCUCCUGGCAGGCUGUACAGGGAGUGUGAACGAGGAGAAGGUUGUCCUUUCAGCUGCGCUCAGGUCAGCGGCAGGGAGGGAUGCUACGCUGACGGCUGCGAGGAAGGCUGCCACUGUCCCGUGCACACCUACCAGCACCGUGGACUCUGCUUGUCGGAGUGUCCAUGUCUGGUGGAUAAAGAGCUGCUGGCCUCUCUGCAGAGCGUCUCCGUGACACCAGUCGCAUCCCUGCUGUUUCAUAACAUCUCAGAGGAUAUGGAGCUCCAGUCUGGAGAUACGUUUGUCCAUGACUGCAGCGCCUGCGAGUGCGUGCACGGCAGGUGGAACUGUUCUCUGGAGCACUGUCCUGUACACGGUGCUUUGUCUUCCUGGGGCCCCUGGAGCCCUUGCUCACUAUCCUGCGGUGGUUUGGGGCUCAAAACCCGCUCUAGAGGUUGCACACAGCCCGCCCCGGCCCAUGGAGGGAGAGACUGCCAGGGGCCACGGAGGGAAACGACCUACUGCCAGGCCCCUGACUGUCCAGCUACUGUUGUUCCAACAGAAGAACCAGCCACACCGGAGGAGGACUCUGGGUUCUCUCCCUGGUCGCCGUGGAGUCCUUGCACAAAGACCUGCACCGACGCUCUCAGCCCGGCCCUGAAGUCCCGCCAUCGAUUGUGUGUGACACCACCCUGUUCUGGAAGCUCUCACCAAGAGAAGGCGUGCAACUUGCCCCAGUGUCCAGGCGAGGUGUGUGUAGAGGCCGAGUGUGCGCGAAGGAACUGUUCGUGGACCAAGUGGGCAGAGUGGAGCGCUUGCUCGCGGUCCUGCGGCGUGGGUCAGCAGCAGAGGAUCCGAACGUUCCUGAGCCCCGGAACAAACGGCUCGUGGUGCGAGGACAUCCUCGGAGGAAACGUGGAGCAUCGCUUCUGUAACAUCAAACCCUGCAGAGUUGAUGGAGGCUGGUCCCGGUGGAGUCCGUGGUCGCGCUGUGAUAAGCGUUGCGGCGGCGGACGCUCGAUACGCACUCGCUCCUGCUCUAGUCCUCCACCCAAAAAUGGUGGAAAGAAGUGUGCAGGAGAGAAGAACCAAGUGAAACCUUGCAACACCAAACCGUGCGAUGAUAGAGGGUGCCCACCAGGCCAAGAGUUUGUGAUGUGUGCCAGCCAGUGUCCACAGCGCUGCUCAGACCUCCAGCAGGGCAUAGAGUGCCAGACCAACAGCGAAUGUCAGCCUGGCUGCCGCUGCCCUCGAGGUCAGUUGCAGCAGGACGGGGUGUGUGUGCAGCUGUGGCAGUGUGACUGUGUGGACUCACUGGGGCAGAUUUGGGUGGCCGGCAGCACGCAUCAGGUGGACUGCAACAACUGCACCUGCUCUGACGGACAGCUGCUCUGCAGCAAUGACAGCUGCCAGGCUGCCUGUGUUUGGAGCUCCUGGUCCAGCUGGGCUCCCUGCAGUGUUUCCUGUGGACAGGGCCAGAGAACCAGAUACAGGUCUCUGACCCCAGACACCGAGGGAACACGUUGCCACUUUGAGGAGGUCCAGCACAGACCCUGCAGUCCAGGAACCUGCCCGCCUCUCUGUCUCCUUGACAACCAGACGCUCAGUGUGGGUGACACCUGGCUCCAAGGAGAAUGUAAACAAUGCACGUGCACUCCAGAGGGAGUUUUCUGCCAAGACAUCGACUGCAGAGUGGACGGUGCUUGGACCCCCUGGUCGGUGUGGUCUGACUGCUCAGCGACUUGUGGUCGGGGCACACAUGUUCGAACCCGCGCCUGCAUCAACCCCCCACCACGAAACAAUGGUUCUCACUGCAGCGGGCCAGAGAAAGAAACACAGGAGUGUCAGACCCCUCCGUGCCUGGAUGACCUUUGCCCUUGGUCUCCUUGGUCACCGUGCUCCCAGACGUGCGGGGCGGGGUCUGUAUCACGACACAGGGCGUGUGUGUGCGAGCAGGGAGGAGAUGCGGCGUGUCCCCCUGAGAUCGAGGCUGAGAGGAACCGCGUGGAGACGCAGCUGUGCUACAAACAGCCCUGUCCAGGCUGUCCCAUGUCAGCGUGGAGCGUUUGGUCUCAGUGUUCCUGUGCGUCCCAGAGGCAGCAGCGUUACCGUGUAGCGCUCUCUUCACCCACCAGGGGCCAACAGUGCACUCCUGUGGAAACGCAGAGCCGGGCAUGCGGUCUCAGCCGCUGUGAUGAAGUCUGCGAAGCCCCGUUUGUGUACUCGUCGUGUGGCGCUCCCUGUGAGAAGCAGUGUGAACUGCGUGGCCGUGAAGAUCUGUGUCUGGGCGUCAGCGAGUGCACACCUGGCUGUUACUGUCCACAGGGCCUGCUGCAGUAUAAUGGGAGCUGUGUUCCUCCAGAGGAAUGUGGCUGCAUCCACUUGCAGCACCAAGCUCCAGGAGAUCCACCCACGCCUGUCACCGUCCCACAGGGGGCCACGGUCACCAUAGGCUGCAGUACCUGUCUUUGUCACGAUGGGAGUUUGCAGUGCGACAUGAGAGAAUGUGAAGUCGUCCUCAGCGAGUGGUCGGGCUGGACUCGGUGCUCUCCCUGCGUGCUGCAGCACAACAGCUCGCAGAUGGUGUCGAUCCAGAGGCGCUUUCGAGCCUGUUUGGACCUGGAUUCUGGUCUUCCAGUCUCUAAAGAGGAGGAGAGCCAGUGUCCAGCACUGCUGGUAGAGGAGAGGCCAUGUCCAGAUGCUAACAUCUGCAGAGAUGCGUGUCAGUGGAGUGGGUGGAGUGCUUGGACAGCGUGUGCUGAGCCGUGCAGCGGUGGAGUCAGGCAGCGCUACAGACAGCCCCUGGCCUCUCCUGCAGGACCCCAGUGUAGGAGGCAAGAGACCCAGACCCAAGGAUGCAACACGGCCCUCUGCCCAGGUGAGCGCUGUGAGGACAGGGAUCGAGCCUCCCAGGACAGCUGUGCCAACAAGUGUCCUCGCAGCUGCACUGACCUAUGGGAGCAUGUGCAGUGUCUCCAAGGAGCCUGUCACCCGGGUUGUCGGUGUCCAGAAGGACAGCUGUUGCAAGAUGGCCGCUGCGUGCCAGUGACAGAAUGUCGUUGUGGUAUCCCAUCAGGCAACGGGACGCUGGAGUUCCUCCCUGAAGAGGAGUUUACUGUGGACUGUAACGCCUGUGUGUGUGAGAAUGGCACGGUGGUGUGCUCCAAGCUUCCCUGUCCAGUUUAUGAGCCCUGGAGUCCGUGGAGCGCCUGCUCAGCUUCAUGUGAGCGAGGCCGGAGAACCAGGACGCGCCGCUGCCAGGACACAGAGGGCGGCCCGCCCUGUGCCGAAGUCACGCAAACAGAAAUCUGUGAUCUGCCGUCGUGUCCAGCGGGUUGUUUGCUGAGUGAGUGGUCGGCCUGGAGCGAGUGCAGCGCCUCCUGUGACGGUGGGUUGUCAUUGCGGAACAAGACGGUCCUUCGAGAGCCAGAGCCCGGUGGGACAGCCUGUGUCGGGCCACUUGAACAGCACGUUGUCUGUAACACCAACAGCUGCCUGCCCGAGUGUCCCGGCACGCAGGUGUCCAGUGACUGUUCAGCUUCCUGUCCGUAUACCUGCCAGGACUUGUGGCCACACACUCAGUGUUUACCUGGACCCUGCACGCCGGGGUGCACAUGCCCUCCUGGACAGGUGUUGCACAGGGGCUCCUGUGUGGCUCACGCUGACUGUCCCUGUUCGCCGCUCUCUUUGCCGGCUGAUUUUCAAAGCUGGAAUGUCAGCUCCGAGUACUUCACGGAAGCUCUGCUGCCCCCGGGAGCGGCCAUCCAGCACCUCUGCAAUACAUGCUUGUGCCAAGGUGGGAUGUUCAACUGCACCUCAGAGCCCUGUGAGGUGGACUGCCAGUGGUCCACAUGGUCCCAGUGGAGCCCUUGUUCAGCCAGCUGUGGUGCAGGACAGCAGAGCUCCAUCAGAUUUGUUCUGGAGCCCAACCAGUAUGGAGGGGCUCCGUGUGAAGGCCCUAACCUCCGCACAACAACCUGCAUCGCCCCUGACUGUGCGUGUCCUGAUGGGGAGCAGUGGAGGAGGACGACAUCAGAGGAGAUCCUGUUGUGUGAGAGGAGCUGCCAGGACAUUUAUUCCUCCUCUCCUGUCAACUGCAGCCACUCUGCUGAAGGCUGCGUGUGUCAGGAGGGGCUUUACCGAAACCCAGAGGGCGCGUGCGUCAUCCCUGCCCUCUGCCCUUGCCAUGACCGGGGCGUCCUGCGGGAGGCUGGAUCAGAGUGGGAGGAGGACUGUCUGUCAUGCAGCUGUGUGAACGGGAGGAAACUGUGCCGGCUGAGGUGCCCUCCACUGUACUGUGAUGAGGGGGAGGUGAAGGUGGAAGAACCAGGCAGCUGCUGCCCCGUGUGUAGAAAGCAGUUUCCAGGUGAGCCUGUGCAAGAGUGUCAUCGCUAUGUGCAGGUCCGCAACAUCACCAAGGGAGACUGUCGACUUGACAAUGUGGAGGUCAGCUUCUGCAGGGGACGCUGCCUGUCCAGGACUGAUGUCAUCCUGGAGGAGCCGUAUCUCCAGUCGGUGUGUGAGUGCUGCAGCUACCGCCUGGACCCAAACACCCCGGUGCGCUUCCUCAGCCUGCAGUGUGAGAGUGGAGAGAGCGAGCCGGUUGUCCUGCCAGUCAUACACAGCUGCGAGUGCACCAGCUGCCAAGGAGGCGAUCUGUCCCGACGCUGAGCGAGUCUGUUGGACGCGUCUGCGAACGCACCGCAGAGAGAACAGUGUGAAGUCCAAAGCACCAAGGAGCACCUCGCUAAAAGCCAGCUGGGUGAUAGAUGGAGGAUUCUGGGUGGACGGAUGGAUGAGUGGAAAAAGUCCCUGCUGAUAAACACAGUGCUCUGUAGUGCUCAGUCACCAAAUGACUGGAUCUUACUGCUGAUCGUAUAUUUCUUACAUAUUCUGCAGCCUGUACAUUCUACUGUGUAUUUAUAGAUUAAAGAUCCUAUGAACAAG